Molecule: messenger RNA, 1093 nt
Organism: Hibiscus syriacus
Lineage: Eukaryota; Viridiplantae; Streptophyta; Magnoliopsida; Malvales; Malvaceae
Product: SNF1-related protein kinase regulatory subunit beta-1-like
Exons: 4
Coding region: 164-712 (182 amino acids)
Source: RefSeq, a predicted model, not a curated record
UGAUUUAGUGCCAUUUCAUAGGUAUGCCUAGAAUUUGACAUGUGAAGUGCUUGCUCAUGUGGGUUUGGAGGUUUUAUUCUUGAUAUGGAAUCUAUAUAUGCAACAUGUAUUAACUUAAAGAAAUCCAAUACCAUAGUAUUUGAAAUUGUAUCUUUAGAUCCCUAUGUUUCCCUGGCUAAGAUCUGCUGAAAUGAUCCAACACCAAAGUGAUGUGCCAUUGCAAAACACUAACUUGCCAUGGGAGUACAACGGUUCAGGCAGACCUUUGAACUUACUGAACUCUGGGGCUCCCUUUCCAAGGUUUGGUCAAAUGAGCCAAAUCCGAAAUGAUCCACCGGUACAAAAGUCGAUGCAGUGCAAGUAUUUCGACCAAGAGGAGAAGAGAGCAGUGAUGAUAACAUGGUGUUUCGGGGGCAAGAAAGUGGCUAUUACCGGAUCAUGGAGCGAUUGGAAGACCAUAGAACCUUUGCACCCUUUGGGUAAAGAUUUCAUUAUCAUGAAGAUGCUCCCGUGUGGUGUUUACCGCUACCACUUCAUUGUCGAUGAGCUAAGGAGAUAUGCUCCGAACUUACCCUGCGAAUUUGACGAGUCCGGGAAUGCUUUUAACAUUUUGAUUUGCAGGAGUUUUUCCAGAAACUCCCGAAAGCCUCUCAGAGUUCAAACCCCCUCCUUCCCCGAUAUCGAGCUACGACAAUCAACCACUAAACAAUAGUGAUUUCAGCAAGCCUCCACCUGAAUUGCCUCCGCAGUUACCGACGAAGAUCUUCGACGAACGAUCGUUUGUUAGUCGGAAGCCAAAGUCCUCGCGAAGGCCUUCUCAUACAUUGCUGAACCAUCUUUACAAGCAAGAUGGCGAUGAUGGUCAGUCUAUGGCACUUUGCUCAACACAGCGAUUUCUUCAAAAAUAUGUAACUGUAGUACUAUACAAGUCCGUGCAUAGGUAAAUUAAACAGAACUUGGAAGUUACUGCAACUCUUUAGCUUGAUAAAUUUACAACAUAAGUACUCGGAAGAAGAGUGUGCUAACGUUAACAAGUUCUUAUAUUAGAAAGCGGAGAAGGCUGAAUUAAAGAUGCAUAUCGAGUGAAUUGACA